Molecule: messenger RNA, 1686 nt
Organism: Pseudocercospora fijiensis CIRAD86
Lineage: Eukaryota; Fungi; Ascomycota; Dothideomycetes; Mycosphaerellales; Mycosphaerellaceae
Exons: 13
Coding region: 1-1686 (561 amino acids)
Source: RefSeq, a predicted model, not a curated record
AUGUUCAGGAUUCAUACAGGCUGGUCUUCUAUGAGCACCAAAAGCCUCAUCUCGAGAAUCUUUGGGGGUGGAACCCUUUACCAGCCCAUUUACUCCACAGAAAGGUAUAGCGGCCAAUCUCUGAUAGUCCGAACACUUUCCAACAUUUCUACAUGCGGACCAGAGCACGAAUCAUGGCAGGGCGGGAGCCGAGACGGAAGCUGGGGGAUGCCACCACAGCAUCGUGGAAAGAUCUGUCACUCGGAAGAUCCUUACCCUGGCUCAGAGCACUACGCAAGGUUGACAGCCUUCGGGACUAUAUCUGGUGACUUCAAGUUUUUGUUUCCUGGACUUGGAAACCUUACGUGCUCCAGGACACAGGAGCAGAGCUCUCAAUUUUGCCUUCUAGAGAGCCAGGAGACAUUGGUUACGACCCAUACCGCCCAGCUUCUUGCUCACUCAACACAGUUCACAAUCCAUACUGCUCAGCACGAUGUAUAUCUUGUACGACGGACCAAUGGAAACCUCAGGCGUGCACGCCCCGCCCUCGCACCUUCCUUCCCAACUUCACCUUCCAUCCUACCUCCAUCUUCAAACACAAUCCAAUCCACCAUGCACCCAAACCCCAACCCCAACCCCAACCUCCUCUCCCUCCCCUUAGAACUCCGCGAACAAAUCUACACUCACGCCUUCACCUGCACCGACCCGCACGCCUACUGCAUCUGGCACGGUCUCCUCCUAACACUAGUCGACGGCAAAAUCUACAAACCCUUCACCCACCGUCCCCACAACUUGGGCAAAAAUUUGAAAAAAUGCGGCUCCUCAGCCCUCCCUCUGCUCAGAACCUCGAAAAAAUUACAUUCCGAAGCUUCGAAAAUUUUCCACGAGAAUUUAGAGGUGCGGAUACAUAUUGACGGAAGAUAUCGAUCACCGACAGAGAUCAAAGGCCUUGAACUCGGACGUGUGGAAGACGUGGGAUUUUUACGAGGGGUGAGAAUUUGGGAUGUUACGGUGCGGCUCGAGAAUUUUGAGGAUGUGGAGAGACUUGUUGAGCAAAUAAAUUCAAUCCAGGCUAUUAUUCUUGUGGAGUCCGGGAGGAGAGGGCGAGUUGUUGAGUGGAGGAAAAUUUCUGUGCAGAUUUCUAGGUAUGCGGAUGAGGAGGAUGCUGGAGGUGGGAGGAGGGUGAUUGAGGCGGUGAAGGGUUUGACGGGAGUGCAGGCGCUGGAGGAAAUUCGGGAUCAUGGGGCGGAGGGAGGGGAGGUUUCGCUGCUGUCAUUCUGCUGGACUUGGAUGUAUGCGGGAGAUUACAUUAUACGAGAUCGGGACAUGAUGUUUCUACUCUCUAUGUGGGAGGAUGAAAUCACUACACGCCGGCAUCUCUCCAUAUCCAAUUAUUCUUCAGUGAACGGACUCGAAAACACUUCUCAUGCAUUCGCUCUCCGUCAGGCUGAGAACAUGUCGCAGAUCUCCAAACAUAGCUUGAAGCUUCCCCUGUCCACUAUGACAGCCUCAUGGUCCCAUACAGGAGCUCAAAUUCCUAUUCCAGCCUGCUGCCGAACUCCAUCAGCAAUAAAAUCAUUCCUAACAAUGAUCUCAAUAUCCACAGCUUAUACCCUUCUCCAGAGAACUCACUUAGCCUUUGGAAGUGUAGGUAUCGCGGCGAGCAACGACCAUAUAUUUUUGCACCUUUCCUGGUGCUCUCGCUGA